AGGUACUCGGCAAUCGCUCGGCCUCCCCCAUCCCCCGGUAACGGUCGCUGGUGAGUUUAAAUGAGCCGGGGCUGGCCGGGCCGGAGCCGCUACGGGGGGGGCCUGAGGCACUGCAGAAAGUGGGCCUGAGCCUCAAGGAUGACGGUGCUGCAGGAACCCGUCCAGGCUGCUAUAUGGCAAGCACUCAACCACUAUGCUUACCGAGAUGCCGUUUUCCUUGCAGAACGACUGUAUGCAGAAGUACACUCAGAGGAAGCCUUGUUUUUAUUGGCAACCUGUUAUUACCGCUCAGGAAAGGCAUAUAAGGCAUAUAGACUCUUGAAAGGACACAGUUGUACUACACCGCAGUGUAAAUACCUGCUUGCAAAAUGUUGUGUUGAUCUCAGCAAGCUUGCAGAAGGGGAACAGAUCUUAUCUGGUGGAGUGUUUAAUAAGCAAAAAAGCCAUGAUGAUAUUGUUACUGAGUUUGGUGAUUCAGCUUGCUUUACUCUUUCAUUGUUGGGACAUGUAUACUGCAAGACAGAUCGGCUUGCCAAAGGAUCAGAAUGCUACCAAAAGAGCCUUAGUUUAAAUCCUUUCCUCUGGUCCCCCUUUGAAUCAUUAUGUGAAAUAGGUGAAAAGCCAGAUCCUGACCAAACGUUUAAAUUAACAUCUUUACAGAACUUCAGCAACUGUCUGCCCAGCUCUUGCACAACACUAGUAUCUAAUCAUAGUUUGUCUCAUAGACAACCUGAGACUGUUCUUACAGAAACACCCCAGGACACAAUCGAAUUAAACAGACUGAAUUUAGAAUCUUCCAAUUCAAAGUACUCCUUGAAUACAGAUUCCUCAGUGUCUUAUAUUGAUUCAGCUGUAAUUUCACCGGAUACGGUCCCUCUUGGAACAGGAACUUCCAUAUUAUCUAAACAGGUUCAAAAUAAACCAAAAACUGGUCGAAGCUUAUUAGGAGGGCCAGCUGCUCUUAGCCCAUUAACCCCAAGUUUUGGGAUUUUGCCAUUAGAAACCCCAAGUCCUGGAGAUGGAUCCUAUUUACAAAACUACACUAAUACAUCUUCUGUAAUUGACGUGCCAUCUACUGGAGCCCCUUCAAAAAAGUCUGUUGCCAGAAUCGGCCAAACUGGAACAAAGUCUGUCUUCUCACAGAGCGGAAAUAGUCGAGAGGUAACUCCAAUUCUUGUUGCACAAACACAAAGUUCUGGCCCACAAACAAGUACAACACCUCAGGUAUUGAGCCCCACUAUCACAUCUCCCCCAAACGCACUGCCUCGGAGAAGUUCGCGACUCUUCACUAGUGACAGCUCUACAACCAAGGAGAAUAGCAAAAAGUUAAAAAUGAAGUUUCCACCUAAAAUCCCAAACAGAAAAACUAAAAGUAAAACUAAUAAAGGAGGAAUAACUCAGCCUAACUUAAAUGAUAGUCUAGAAAUUACAAAAUUGGACUCUUCCAUCAUUUCAGAAGGGAAGAUCUCCACAAUCACGCCUCAGAUCCAGGCAUUCAAUCUACAGAAAGCAGCAGCAGAAGGUUUGAUGAGCCUCCUUCGUGAAAUGGGGAAAGGUUAUUUAGCUCUGUGCUCGUACAACUGCAGAGAAGCGAUACAUAUCUUGAGCCACCUACCUUCUCACCACUACAACACUGGCUGGGUACUGUGCCAAAUUGGAAGGGCCUAUUUUGAACUUUCGGAGUACAUGCAGGCUGAAAGAAUAUUCUCAGAGGUUCGAAGGAUUGAGAAUUACAGAGUUGAAGGCAUGGAGAUCUACUCUACAACACUUUGGCAUCUUCAGAAAGAUGUUGCUCUUUCAGUUCUUUCAAAGGACUUAACCGACAUGGAUAAAAAUUCACCAGAGGCCUGGUGUGCUGCGGGGAACUGUUUCAGUUUGCAACGGGAACAUGAUAUUGCAAUUAAAUUCUUCCAGAGAGCUAUCCAGGUGGAUCCAAAUUAUGCUUAUGCCUAUACUCUAUUAGGGCAUGAGUUUGUGUUAACUGAAGAAUUAGACAAAGCGUUAGCUUGUUUUCGAAAUGCUAUCAGAGUCAAUCCGAGACAUUAUAAUGCAUGGUAUGGUUUAGGAAUGAUUUAUUACAAGCAAGAAAAAUUCAGCCUUGCAGAAAUGCAUUUCCAGAAAGCACUUGAUAUCAACCCUCAAAGUUCAGUUUUACUUUGCCACAUUGGAGUAGUUCAGCAUGCACUGAAAAAAUCUGAGAAGGCUUUGGAUACUCUAAACAAAGCCAUUGUAAUUGAUCCCAAGAACCCGCUAUGCAAAUUUCACAGAGCCUCAGUUUUAUUUGCAAAUGAAAAAUAUAAGUCUGCUUUACAAGAACUUGAAGAAUUGAAACAAAUUGUUCCCAAAGAAUCCCUCGUUUACUUCUUAAUAGGAAAGGUUUACAAGAAGUUAGGUCAAACGCACCUCGCCCUGAUGAAUUUCUCUUGGGCUAUGGAUUUAGAUCCUAAAGGAGCCAAUAACCAGAUUAAAGAGGCAAUUGACAAGCGCUACCUUCCAGAUGACGAGGAGCCAAUAACCCAAGAAGAACAGAUCAUGGGAACAGAUGACUCCCAGGAGAGCAGCAUGACAGACGCGGACGACACACAGCUUCAUGCAGCUGAAAGCGAUGAGUUUUAACUUCUGGAAAUCAGACUUUUGCAACUGGAUGUGUGACUAGUGCUGACAUGUUUCUUGUCCCUCCGUAUACCGAGUCUUCACUCUUGAGCCGGCAGUGUCCUCAUCCAUCACUUAGACCAUGAGUGUGCCACUGUCACCGGACCCUGACUGUACCCAGAACGAAAGGCAGUGCAAUAUUUAGCUGCUAACAAGACUGGCUCUUUCACCAGUACGAGCGACAAUUUAGGGGGGUGAGAUGGGGAACUUUCUUUUCUUUUUCUUUUUUUUUUCUUUAAUCUCCCUUUGUUGGAAGCUAUCAUGGAAGGAAGAGUUAACGUUUUAUCUUGAAGGAACCAUCAGAUACGGAAAAUAGCAAUGAACCAGAAUUUCUUGGUUGUUUUCCAAAAAUUUGUUUUCAUUUGGUUCUGUUCCUGAUUAACAGUGACUGGCCUUCAUUUCUAGGUUCUUCAAGCAUGGUGUUAGCAAGUGCCAGCUGGAGCAAUAAAAGACAUUGCCUGUAACAGAGUAACUUGAUUGCCAAGGAAUGUAAAUCACCUUAAACUUGCAGUGUCUCCCAUAAACAGAUGUAACGGGCAUAUUGGGACUCGUGUAGGAAUCAGAUAUCCCUCCAUACAGUGUACACUUAUUCUUGGCAAGAAUGCUUUAAUGUCUAACCAAGAAUUUUAAUUUCUUCAUCUUGCUUCAGAGUGUUGAUCACUGUCCUGGUAUUGCAGACUUUAGAGUUGUUCCUUUACCAUAUUGCCUCUUCUCUUUGAGCUCUGUGGGAUCACCUUUAACAUUCAGAGAUGAUAGAGUGCCCACUGAAAAGCCAAAACAAGGCCCUCGGUAACCAUUCAAGUUCACCAUAAGAAUCAAAAUGAGAACACUAAUGUGGAGAGACUUAAAAGAGAUCAUGAUAGCAAAGCCUUAAUACAAUCAAAAUUGUACCAUAACCUGGAAUCUAUAUUUGUUCAAGAAAGUAUCCCUUUGACUUUUCUAAGUGUUUAAGCAGGGUGCAAGAAUGUGUACUUACCUUUGGUUGAGGUCAUUUCCAUUCUUUUCAGCUCUCUGCUUCAAAUUAUUUUCAGCAGUGUGAGUCACCAAAACGUUUACCAAGAGUGAUUGGGUUUAGGAUAUUAGAAAUUUUUAGCUGGGGGGGCGGGGAAACAUUCUUAUGAAGGAGAUGAGUUCUCUCCUGAGUGUGUCAUAAUAUAGAUGGGUGUCCUUGGGGAAUGGCCACGAUUUUAAAGAUCUAAUUAUGCAUAAUAAAUGGGAAUUAUUGGAAUUUCACAGUAACAGAUUUAAAGUCUUAAAUUGUGUAUCUCCUUUAUUGUAAUGUAUUGAAAUUUUUAGAGAAACUUUAGUUGUUAACAUUUUUUUAAGUGCCAAUGUCAGAAUAUAACAAAUUAUAGUUUCUUAUGAAUGACAGUCCUACGGUUAUUAUUUUGGAUUCUCUGAUGAAGGACAGAUUUAUCUACUGGUUACCUGUACUUGUUAGUCAAGUUGUGAAAAUAAGGUGGACUACAGAAGACGUGAAGAGAA
Suricata suricatta (meerkat) is the source of this 4137-nucleotide messenger RNA. It is a transcript of the gene CDC27, whose product is annotated as cell division cycle 27. The coding region runs from base 139 to 2616 and encodes 825 amino acids. Gene Ontology annotation, biological process: cell division. The transcript is spliced from 19 exons. The record is from RefSeq and is a predicted model, not a curated record. Gene Ontology annotation, molecular function: protein binding. Lineage: Eukaryota; Metazoa; Chordata; Mammalia; Carnivora; Herpestidae.